This is a messenger RNA of Melanaphis sacchari, 1170 nucleotides long. It is a transcript of the gene Rrp5, whose product is annotated as protein RRP5 homolog. The record is from RefSeq and is a predicted model, not a curated record. Gene Ontology annotation, biological process: rRNA processing. The transcript has 7 exons. NCBI's taxonomy places the organism in Eukaryota, Metazoa, Arthropoda, Insecta, Hemiptera, Aphididae. The coding region runs from base 27 to 1154 and encodes 375 amino acids. Gene Ontology annotation, molecular function: protein binding; RNA binding. Gene Ontology annotation, cellular component: small-subunit processome; nucleus; nucleolus.
AAUAGAAAAACUGUUAUCACUUAUGAAUGAUUGAAUGUCAAGCUACGAACACGUUUUUCAAACAUUUACAAAAUAACAACUUAAAUUUCAAAGUAAAAAUGAGCAAAAAGACUAUACACAAAAAAAAACCAAUUUUAUCCAACGAAGGAAUUGGUUUCGAAUGGGAUGUCACUCCUGAUUAUUUCAAUAAAAACAAUAGUGAAUCUGAGGAUUCUGACAAGGGUGAAGACAAUGAACCAAAAAAGAAAAAAGUACGUAAAUUAAAUAUAUCUCAACGACGUGAAGAACAAAAACAAGAAGAACUAAGAUUACGAAAAGUUGAAGAAGAAUUAACUCAAAUUGAAACAAACCCUCAAAAUGCUGAUCACUUUGACCGAUUAGUGUUAUCUAAUCCCAACAGUUCAUUUAUUUGGAUUAAGUACAUGGCUUGCCAUUUACAAGCUACUGAAGUGGAAAAAGCAAGGGCAAUAGCUAAAAGAGCAUUGUCUACAAUUGAUACUAGAGAAGAACAAGAAAAAUUAAAUAUUUGGACUGCACUUUUGAAUUUGGAAAAUUUAUAUGGCACUAAGGAAUCAUUUAAACAAACAAUGGAUGAAGCAUUACGUUCUAAUGAUGAAUAUCAGAUUUAUAUAAAAAUAUUGGAUAUUUUUGCAGAAUCUAAUAAAUUAAAAGAAUUAGAAGAAUUAAUUACAAAGAUUAAUAGAAAGUUUCGUGAUUCUCUUGAUGCUUAUUUACAUUGUGCUACUGUGUACUUCAAACUCAAAAAAUCUGGCAAAGCAAGAUUUAUUUUACAAAAAGCAUUAUCAAAUCUUCCAACUAAAUCACAUGUCACUAUGAUUAGUCGAUUUGCGUUGGUUGAAAAUAGUGAUGGAUCACCAGAAGAAGCACAGACGCUGUUUGAACAUGUUUUAACAUCCUAUCCUUCUCGUAUUGAUGUAUGGAGUAUAUAUGUAGAUAUGUUAAUAAAAUCUAAUAGAAUAGAUUUAGCAAGACAUGCAUUAGAAAGGGCAACAAUACAGAAAUUAGCUCCUAAAAAGAUGAAGAGUUUGUUUAAUAAGUGGAUGAUGUUGGAAGGAAAAUAUGGGACUUCUGAAUCUGUAGAUAAAGUUAAGGAAUGCAUGAAUAACUAUGUUAAUUUAAUUUUAAAAAAAUAAAAAAAAUAAAUAUUUU